Molecule: messenger RNA, 99 nt
Organism: Cercopithifilaria johnstoni
Lineage: Eukaryota; Metazoa; Nematoda; Chromadorea; Rhabditida; Onchocercidae
Source: the annotation of a GenBank genome assembly
GUGAAAGAUGGCGAAGAUAAAUUUUGUCAUGAAGUGAAAAGUACAGCAUCGGGAAUAUUUGAGAAAGCUGGUGAAUUAUUUGAAGAAGGCGGUAAAUGA